Messenger RNA from Magallana angulata, 1230 nucleotides. RefSeq names its product diphthine methyltransferase-like. The record is from RefSeq and is a predicted model, not a curated record. Gene Ontology annotation, molecular function: protein binding. The transcript has 9 exons. NCBI's taxonomy places the organism in Eukaryota, Metazoa, Mollusca, Bivalvia, Ostreida, Ostreidae. The coding region runs from base 100 to 1206 and encodes 368 amino acids.
UGAUUUCUUCGGACAUUAGCAUGAUUAGCACAGCCACAAACAUUUCUCUAUUGUUCAUGUUGUACAUCGCUUGUUGAUGACAGUAUUUUGAAAGGACAGAUGAUGGAGACCCACCAGGUGGUAGACACAGGGUAUUAUGCGGACUCGGUGGAGUGGUGCCCCCACACUGGUUACCAUGACGUCCUACUGUGUGGGACCUACCAGCUGGAGGAGAGCCCAAAAGAGCAGGAACAGAACACGGAGGAAACAAGGGCAAAGCCCCAGACCAGACACGGAGAUGUGCAGGUUUACAAACUGAGCCAAGAUAAUGGAUCCUACUCUCUCACAAAGACCGCUGUCCAUGAAAUGCCAGGUGUCCUUGACAUUAAAUGGAGCCCAGACUUGGUCAAUGGUUCUCCUGUCUUUGGAUUGGUCAACUCAGUGGGUGUGGCUGAACUGUAUUUGGUGACAAAUAGUGAGGAGACAGAUGUAGGUUCUACAGAGGUCAAGGUCACCAAACUAACGGAGGUCAGUCUAGGAGAGGAAGUACUUGGCCUAUCUCUUGAUUGGUCAAAUAGAGUCAGUAAAAGCAACGCCCCGAUGUUGACCACUUCCUCAUCCGAUGGUUGUGUACAAGUUCACCAGCUGACAUCAGGGGACCUUACUCCUGUUUCCUCCUGGAAGGCCCAUGAUUACGAGGCCUGGAUCACAGCUUUCAAUUACUGGGACACCAAUGUUGUUUACACAGGUGGUGAUGAUUGUCGACUGAAGGGCUGGGAUAUAAGACAGAAGACUUCCUCACCAAUAUUCUCCAGUAAAAGACAUGAGAUGGGCGUGUGCAGUAUUCAGUCUUGUCCAAUCAGAGAUCAUCUUCUUUGUACAGGGAGCUAUGACGAGCACCUCCUUGUGUGGGACAGCAGACAGAUGAAGCAUCCUCUGGCAGACACACAGUUAGGUGGGGGCAUCUGGAGGGUCAAGUGGCACCCUGGUCACGCACAGCUUCUUCUGACGGCCACAAUGUACAAUGGUUACCAUGUGGUGGACACUGAACAUAUCUCGGAUGGAAAGAUGGAUGUAUUACAUCACUAUGACAGAGAUAUUUCCCUUGGUUACGGUGCUGAUUGGUGUCAUAACAACGCCUACAACAACCUUGUAGCAACGUGUUCAUUUUAUAAUCAUUCCAUACAAUUAUGGAAUUUUACAAUAAAAAAUCAGGAUAUUGGAUAAAUAGACCUGACGUUGAAAAAAUAA